AUGGCUGUCGUUCAGUUGUGUAUUUUAGCGCUGUUUGUGGCUUCCACAAAAAGCACCAGCAUGUAUAAUAUGUAUUCCAACAUGAUCAUGCUUGAUGGGAAAGGAAAUUACAAUGUUUCCUACAACUACAACGAGUCCGCAGACACACUGCAGUUUAUGGUACAAGUGAGAACCACAGGUUGGGUUGGUUUCGGUGUUGCUGAAGUGGCUCCAAAUAUGAUGAAGUACUACGAUGUGGCAAUAGGUGGGGUAACAGAUAACGGAACAAGCUAUCUGCGGGACUACCUUACAAUUGGCCAGACACUACCACGACUAGAUACCCAACAAGAUUGGAUGCUCAUGAACGCUAUGGAGGAGAAUAACAUCACAACGAUAAAGUUUUACCGCAUGAGAAACACCACUGAUCUACAAAAUGAUACCGCUAUUCCGAAAGGAAUGUCCAUUUCUAUUGUAUGGGCAUAUCAUCCCAUGAGCGACAACCUUCAAUAUCAUGGCAAUCAAUACAGAGGGUUUUACAACGUCACCCUCAUCCCGGUUAUCACUCCAACGCCGACAAUAAUGAUGGCACCAUCCACAGCUGUAGUCCAGCCAGUGCUACAUUCCGACCUGAUUAUGCUCGAUGGCAAGGGAAAUUACAAUGUUUCCUACUAUUAUAAUGCAGCCUCAGACAAAUUGGAGUUUAUGGUGCAAGUGAGAACCACAGGUUGGGUUGGUUUCGGUGUUGCUGAAGUGGCUCCAAAUAUGAUGAAGUACUACGAUGUGGCAAUAGGAGGAGUAUCAGAUAACGGAACGAGCUAUUUUCAGGACUAUCUUACAGUUGGCCGCAUGCAACCCCGACUAGAUACCCAACAAGACUGGAUGCUCAUGAACGCAAGUGAAGAGAACAAUGUGACGACGUUGAAAUUUUACCGCAUGCGAAACACCACUGACCUUCAAAAUGAUACCGCUAUUCCGAAAGGAAUGCCAAUUUAUAUCGUAUGGGCAUAUCAUCCCAUGAGCGACAACCUUCAAAAUCAUGGCAAUCAAUACAGAGGGUUUUACAACGUCACCCUCAUCCCGGUUAUCACUCCAACGCCGACAAUAAUGAUGGCACCAUCCACAGCUGUAGUCCAGCCAGUGCUACAUUCCGACCUGAUUAUGCUCGAUGGCAAGGGAAAUUACAAUGUUUCCUACUAUUAUAACGCAGCCUCAGACAAAUUGGAGUUUAUGGUGCAAGUGAGAACCACAGGUUGGGUUGGUUUCGGUGUUGCUGAAGUGGCUCCAAAUAUGAUGAACUACUAUGAUGUGGCAAUAGGAGGAGUAUCAAAUAACGGAACGAGCUAUUUUCAGGACUAUCUUACUGUUGGCCACGUGCAACCCCGACUGGAUACCCAACAAGACUGGAUGCUCAUGAACGCCAGCGAAGAGAACAACGUGACGACGUUAAAAUUUUACCGCAUGCGAAACACUACUGACCUUCAAAAUGAUACCGCUAUUCCGGUAAGAGUCCAACCAAUUCUAAUCACCAAAGAUGAUAGUGUUAUUGAUGGGAGUAACAGGAAGAUUACGAGAACAAUUCAUAUUAGCUCAUCAAACUACUCCAAGAUCCUAUCAACCGGCUUUUUUAUCAAAUCACUUUCAAUCAGCACUGGAAAUUGUGUCAUUGGGUCGUAA
Stylophora pistillata is the source of this 1653-nucleotide messenger RNA. RefSeq lists its product as uncharacterized. The record is from RefSeq and is a predicted model, not a curated record. Gene Ontology annotation, biological process: norepinephrine biosynthetic process; octopamine biosynthetic process; dopamine catabolic process. Gene Ontology annotation, cellular component: secretory granule membrane. NCBI's taxonomy places the organism in Eukaryota, Metazoa, Cnidaria, Anthozoa, Scleractinia, Pocilloporidae. Gene Ontology annotation, molecular function: dopamine beta-monooxygenase activity.